Messenger RNA from Myxocyprinus asiaticus (Chinese sucker), 6334 nucleotides. RefSeq names its product voltage-dependent L-type calcium channel subunit beta-3-like. Gene Ontology annotation, cellular component: voltage-gated calcium channel complex. Gene Ontology annotation, biological process: neuromuscular junction development; chemical synaptic transmission; calcium ion transmembrane transport. NCBI's taxonomy places the organism in Eukaryota, Metazoa, Chordata, Actinopteri, Cypriniformes, Catostomidae. The transcript is spliced from 13 exons. Gene Ontology annotation, molecular function: protein binding; high voltage-gated calcium channel activity. Bases 307 to 2118 code for a protein of 603 amino acids. The record is from RefSeq and is a predicted model, not a curated record.
UGCGCUGAAGUAUCCACUGAUGGAUAGACUUCCAGUAGCCAUCGUUUGCGCUUUCUCCUGGACAACAAUCAAAGAAAUCCGACGCUCGCGAAAUUAUGAUUUUAAUAAUGCGCAAAACAUAAACCGUAAAGCCCGCUCGCGGAACGUUAUAGAAGUUGGCAGACUGUCCCAGGACGGAACAGAUUAAGAAGCAUAGUACAUGGAUAUUUUUCAGUCGUCGGUCAAUCUCUGGUUUGACCGUUUAAAAUUGACCACUACUCAAGCUGUUAAUCGUGGAGAAACGUAAAGAAAAACGAAAAAGAGAGCAUGCCACCCAAGAAAAAGGGUUCGGCGGACCGUCAGGACUCAGGGGUCACUGAGGAGAAGGAGAAGAAUGCCCAAGUCCAGCUGGAGAAGGCCAAGUGUAAACCUGUUGCUUUUGCUGUUCGAACAAACUUCACUUACACUCCUGCAGAUGACGACAAUGUCCCUAUACCAGGGCAAGGAGUUUCCUUUGAGGCUAAAGACUUCCUACAUAUAAAAGAGAAAUUUAAUAAUGACUGGUGGAUUGGGCGGCCUGUAAAGGAAGGAGGAGAGGUUGGUUUUAUCCCCAGCCCAGUGAACCUGGAGACCAUUCUGAUCAGGAGAGAGGUGCAGGCCAGGAAGGCCGCCAAAGCGCUAGCCAAUAAAGCGGCAAGUUCUGCCAAAGAUGAUAUGAACGCAAAGAAAGUAGCUCCACCACAAACAGUUCAGCAAGUAAAGAAAAAAUCGGGAGAACAACUGGCUGCAUAUGAUGUUGUGCCUUCCAUGCGUCCUGUGGUGCUCAUGGGGCCUUCACUCAAGGGCUAUGAGGUUACAGAUAUGAUGCAAAAAGCUCUCUUUGAUUUUCUAAAACACAGAUUUGAAGGAAGAAUAACUAUCACACGGGUGACGGCGGAUAUUGCACUUGCCAAACGGUCGAUCCUAAACAACCCCAGCAAGCACGCCAUUAUGGAUCGCUCCAACACCCGCUCCAAUUUAGCCCAAAUCCAAGGAGAAGUAGAGAGGAUUUUUGAGUUAGCUCGCAGUCUACAGCUUGUGGUUCUGGAUGCAGACACCAUUAACCACCCUCUCCAGCUUAGCAAGACCUCAUUGGCCCCAAUCCUGGUCUAUGUCAAGAUUUCAUCACCUAAGGUCCUCACAAGAUUGAUUAAGACCAGAGGAAAGUCUCAGACUAAACACCUGAAUGUUCAGAUGGUGGCUGCAGACAAAUUGGCCCAGUGUCCUAAUGAGCUUUUUGAUGUCAUCUUGGAUGAGAACCAGCUCACAGAUGCCUGUGAGCACAUCGCUGAUUACCUGGAGGCCUAUUGGAGAGCCACCCACCCUCCUGAAAUGGAGCCUCCCAAUCCCAUGCUGGAGAAACUGGCAGAAAACACACUUCCCACCAGCCCCACACCUGCUAAGGAUGAGGAGAAAAGCAAGAAGAUGGCUGCCACUAAGAGGAAAGGAUCUCAGGAGUACCAGCAGGAGCAUCUGCCCCAGGCCCAGGAGACGAGAGAGGAGGAGGAAGAGGAAGAGGAGGAAGUGCAGGAGGAGGCAGAGGAGGAGGAGAGACUCCUUCGUAGUGAGCCAAAGAGACAGACCCAUCACCAUCAUCACCAUCAUCACCAUCGCUCCAGCACCAACCGAACUGAGCACCAAAACAAACACCAGCACCACCAAGUGCGCCACCAGCAGCCCACUGACACGGAGCUGCUGCCCACUAAAGACUCUUUGUAUACGGAGCCCCGGAGCAGGCGUGUGCUCCUGGACAAGGAUGAUCUGGACCAAACCGAGGUCUACCAAAACAGGACUACAAUUCACAGGGACCAUAACCACCACCAUCACAACCAUCACCAUCAUCAUCAUCACCGCCGUGGGACCACAGAUGUUCCGGCGGAUUAUUCCCACCACGGCCAGCAGGAUUACGAGCUAGACCACAAUAAGAGUAAAAGGCAACAGAGACACCAGAGCCAGCUGUGCUCGCACCAAGAACAUCACUACAAUUACCCACAUCACAAUCACUACCACUAUCAGGGACGGGAGCGGGACAGAGACAGAGAGAGGGACAGGUGUGUGGAGACAGAGGAAUGGACUGAAGAUAUGUACAUUCAUCGCUGAGAUGGUCUGGAUUUGCAUUGUUUUGAAUGCUGCUAUAUGAAAUGCUGUCUACUGUGUACUCAGGGCAACACGGUUUCUCUUUCUUGAUCUGUUGUGCCCUGUCUGUUGAUCAUACUGCUGCAUGAUUGCCUCCUCUGGUCGACGUCUAACUUUCCUUUAUCUCUCUCUUGAUGCUUUUCAUUCAUAUAAAUUUGUGUUCCUUAUGCUUUUUACCUUACUUGCUAUUACCAUUGUUGUUAAAAGAAUUGUUCACCCAAAAAUGAAAAUUUACUCACCCUAUGUCAUUCCAGUCCAGCAUUCUUUUCUUUAUUUUCUCUUUUCCGUUCUUUUUCUUUUCUUUUGAAUGUGAAACACAACAAGAUAUCUUAAGCUGUAUAUCUGAGCAGGUCUUUUCCAUGUUAUGAAAGUGGAUAGCAACUGUAAAUGUCCAAAAAAGCAUAAAAAAUAUAAUACAUGUGAUUGGUACACUAUAGUCUUCUGAAGCCAAGUUGUUAUUCACUGAUAAUAUUCUUCUGUUGUUUAGCUAACUAACACUGAUAAUCUUUUUAAAAGCAGCGGCAGAGUGAAGGAUGAUCAGUGAAUAACAACUGAAUAAGUGCCUCAUUCAUGAAACACAAGCAGAACAAAUGUUUUUGUAAAUCGUUCGUAAAGUCAGUCUGACAUACAUUUUCGGAUUCAUAAAAGUUUUCGUAUUUUCAGAACGUUAGUCGGUACAAACAAAAUUUACACCUGCUCCCGACCAUGUGUAAAUCAUGCGUAAGACAUCUGAACAUUUUAUUAUGACACACUGCCAUGACUACAUUUUGAUAGAAGUAAAAUUCAAUAAGUGAAAUGAACCUUAAGAAAAUAACAAAUAAUAAUAAUUAAAAAAGCUUUUAUUUAGAAACGUUUCUCUGCUGCUUGCAUUUGGAUUUGCAUUUGAUUUUCUCAACAAAAAAAAAAAUAUAUAAUAAUAAUGCCCUCUAAAGUGACUGGCUGGAAAAAGAAAUAUUUGAAAUAAGCUCUAUUAUUUAGAUUUCAUAGGCAUCGGUAAAUCGCGUUCAGUUGACGUAUUGUCAGUGGUAAAACCUUAAAUUAACACAUUAACACAGUAUCGUUCAAAGACCUUCUUCAGGAAUUCUAUCAAUUUCUUUGAAGAUUGUUCCUGUUGCAAGGGAAGUAUAUCACUUUACAGCUGGAUUUACUUGAGAAGUUUCUCUUAUGAUGCUGGCGAUGGGCUCAACCGAACCAGAGAAGGUGAGGGACAUCCUCCUUUUGGCAUGAACUUAAAAUGUUUUUCUCUAAAAAGCUUCAUGUCAAAUUUUUUAUUGACCUCUUGGACUGUUUAAUUAAAAAAAAGAACCUCUGAUGACAGCAAAGAUUACUGUAAGUUCCUCACUUUCUUUUUAGAUGCGUGUGUUUGCCAAAUCAAUAUAUUACUAUGUGAACGGCAUAAAAAAACAACCUUUUAUUACUGUUCGCAUAUAUGUUAAAAGCUCCCUAUUCUCAUUUACUAGCGAGUUUGAGCUUUCCUUAUAUGGCGUUUUCAUGGGCGUGGAUUAUGAUAAUUGUGAAUGAACCUGCUCACGCACUCUAUUUAUGAACGUUUGGAAUUCAGUAACAUACACAAAUUGUUCUAACAAAUCUGGGGAAUACGAAGCAUUGGUGAAUCCAGCGGAAAUUACUCCCAGUUCUUUCAUAUAUUUACGAAAUUUUCAUGAAUGGGGCCCAUAGGCAGCCUGGUUUAAUUUCUUAAAAUUGUAUUUAGUUAUUACAGUUUGAAGAGCAUUAAAAAGACACACUGUUUAGUGUUUAGUGUGACCUGACCUGAAACCAAUAGAUUUUAAUAAAUACAUUCUAUACAUUUUAAAGGAUUGUUUGUUCCAAAGACAUCUUUUGAUAAGCUCAGAGAUAGAUAGUUAUGCACGUACAUAACAUACAACUUAGCCAAAUACAUUUAAACUCAGUUUUUCCACAAUUCCUGACAUUUAAUCAUAGAAAACAUUCCCUGUUUUAGGUCAGUUAGGAUCACCACUUUAUUUUAAGAAUGUGAAAUGUCAGAAUAAUAGUAUAGAGAGAAUUAUUUAUUUCAGCUUUUAUUUCUUUCAUCACAUUCUCAGUGGAUCAGAAGUUUACAUACAAUUUGUUAGCAUUUGGUAGCAUUGCCUUUAAAUUGUUUAACUUGGGUCAAACUUUUUGGGUAGCCUUCCACAAGCUUCUCACAAUAAGUUGCUGGAAUUUUGGGUCAUGAGUCAGGUUUGUAGGCCUCCUUGCUCGCACAUGCUUUUUCAGUUCUGCCCUUAAAUUUUCUAUCAGAUUGAGGUCAGUGCUUUGUGAUGGCCACUCCAAUACCUUGAAUUUGUUGUCCUCGAGCCAUUUUGGCACAGCUUUGGAGGUAUGCUUGGGGUCAUUGUCCAUUUGGAAGACUUAUUUGUGACCGAGCUUUAACUUCAUGGCUGAUGUCUUGAGAAGCUGCUUCAAUAUAUCCACAUAAUUUUCCUUCCUCAUGAUGUCAUCUAUUUUGUGAAGUGCACCAGUCCUUCCUGCAGCAAAGCACCCCCCACAACAUGAUGCUACCCCCCCCAAUUGCUUCACGGUUGCGAUGGUGUUCUUCGGCUUGCAAGCCUCACCCUUUUUCCUCCAAACAUAACAAUUGUCAUUAUGGCCAAAAAGUUCUAUUUUUGUUUCAUCAGACCAGAGGAAAUUUCUCCAAAAUGUAAGAUCUUUGUCCCCAUGCGCACUUGCAAACUGUAGUCUGGCAUUUUUAUGGUGGUUUUGGAGCAUUGGUUUCUUCCUUGCUGAGCAGCCUUUCAGGUUAUGUCGACAUAGGACUCGUUUUACUGUGGAUAUAGAUACUUGUCUACCUGUUCCUCCAGCAUCUUCACAAGGUCCUUUGCUGUUGUUCUGAUUUGUGGGAUUGAUUUGCACUUUUCGCACCAAACUACGUUCAUCUCUAAGUGACAGAAUGCGUCUCCUUCCUGAGCGAUAUGAUGGCUGUGUGGUCCCAUGGUGUUUAUACUUGUGUACUAUUGUUUGUACAGAUGAACGUAGUACCUUCAGGCAUUUGGAAAUUGCACCCAAGGAUGAACCUGACUUGUGGAGGUCCACAAUUUUUUUUCUGAGGUCUUGGCAAAUAUCUUUUGAUUUUCCCAUGAUGUCAAGCAAAGAGGCACGGAGUUUGAAGGUAGGCCUUAAAAUACAUCCACAGGUAUGCCUCCAAUUCAGUACAUCUUCUAUCAGAAGCUAAUUGGCUAAUUGUUUAAAGGCUUGACAUCAUUUUCUGGAAUUUUCUAAGCUGUUUAAAGGCACAGUUAACUUAGUGUUUGUAAACUUCUGACCCACUGGAAUUGUGAUAUAGUCAAUUAAAAGUGCAACAAUCUGUCUGUAAACAAUUGUUGGAAAAAUUACUUGUGUCAUGCACAAAGUAGAUGUCCUAAACGACUUGCCAAAACUAUAGUUUGCUAAUAUUAAAUCUAUGGAGUAGUUAAAAAAUUAGUUUUAAUGACUUCAACCUAAGUGUAUGUAAACUUCUGACUUCAACUGUAGUUAUGUGAAAAUCAAAUCCCAAGCCAUACUAAAGUGGUGUCUGUUGCUCAAGAAGAAUUAAUGCAGAUGAACACUGAUUCGUUCUGUUCCAAAUUUGAUUUAUAAUAUAUAAAAUGUAAAUAUUUUUAACCAACCAACUACAUGUAUUUCUGGUUUCUGCAUGGAGCCCUACACAUAACAAUGCUUUCUGUGACCCUGGACCAACCUAUUCAGAUGUUCUUAUUUUAUUUUAUUUUUUAAAUACAUACAGUAUACAUAUGGAAUGGAUAAAGGCACACUCUAAUGUCCUGAGAGAAAUAGGUACAAUUAUUUAAAAAAGUAGCUAUUUAAUCAAAAGCAUAGACAAAGUUUUGUUUCCAGUUUUGUUAAAAAAAAACAAAAAAAAAAAAACAAAACAAAACAACUGUUGAUAUUGUUGAUACAUCUGGUUCCAUGAGUUUUAUUUGAAUUUCCUGUUACAUAACCUGAGUACACUAUGCAUUAAUGUUUAACACUAUAGCUUGAAAAUGAUUUCUAUGCAUUUGUACAUACCUCAUAAAUGCCUUUGUAAAUAUGUACUGAUAAAACUGUGGAUAGUUCCUGCUGCAAUGUAAUAUAGAUGUAUUUCUAUUUUUAAUUGGUCUGACUGUAAAUCAUUUUUAUGUCCUCCUCUACCAAAUACCACACACUUCAAAUUUAUUAUGUUUUCUCC